AUGCGUGCGGGGUGGCUUGUGAUCCUUGGUGUCCUGACCUGGGCCAGGCUCACUGAAGGCGUGCGUUCUCUGGCGAGACUGGACAUCCACCACGGUGAGGGGAAGUGCCAGCAGCAGCUGGACUCCCUGAAGCGGCUCAUCGCAAGGGCAUGCGAGGAGGACUUCCAGCGCCAUGCGACGGUCUCGGAGGGCGGCUGCGAUGCUGAGGCCGAGGGCGUGGUGAGCCAGGGCGACUAUGAGAUCUGGAGCAAGAGGUUGGUGGUCUGCCGGAAGGAGAAGAGGCGGAUCAUUCUCUGGAGCGGCUUGGGCAGCGAAGUGGAGCGCGAAGACGUCCUGUGGCCGCUGCGGAGCAAUGGUCGCGGCUGCAUCAUCCACAGUCGGAGGGAGCCUGACACAAAGCUUGGGGAGAUCCUCAACGACCCCCAGGUGAACGUGCUGGAGGCUUGCCCCUGGAGCGCAGUGAAGCCUUUCUGGGACGGUGCUUCUCGAGCCUUUGCAAGCAGCUGGGCAGCUCGCGGUGGCGCGGAGAACUACAGCAUCGUCCUGGGCCACGACACUAUCGGAAGGAUCUUCGAUACUAUUCUGUACAAGGCAGAACUGAAAGCCCUUGCCGAGUCGGCUCAGGAAGGGCUGCGGGUGGACGUGCUCUUCACCGCAGCCAUGAGCCUCGACGAGCAAGCCGUGCUGAGCAGCAUCUUGUACCAUCGCACUCGGCUGCUCUCCCCGAUGAGAGAGGAGGAGUUCGACGCCACAACCUGGCAGUACGGAGGCUGCCCAAAGGACGAACUGGCCUCCUGCGUCCCGAAGCAUCUGCUCGAGCCCAGCAGUACCCGGCUCCAGCGCCUGAUAGACAAAGCAGAAGAAGCAGAAGCCCAGUAUGGCGGCGUGGCACGCAAAGCUGAGCGCCCAACAGCAAGCGUGGCCGACGGCCGGUGUCAACAGCAGCUGGAUGCAUUGACGGCUUUGAUGACAGAGACGUGCCAGGAGGACGCAAAGAGAGGUUCGCCGGUGUCGGUGGGUGGCUGCCAGGCGGAGGCUGAAGGCGUCGUGAACUUUGGGGAUUUCGAGGUCUGGUCAAAGAGCCUGGUGGCUUGUGGCAAGGACAAGCAGUGGUUGCUCCUGUGGAGCGGCUUCAAGGAAGAGGAGCGCGAGGAAGUUCUGCGGCCGCUAAGAAGGCAGGGUGGCUGCGUGCUUCAGACAAAGGCGCCAGAAGACACCACUCUUGCGAAGCUCCUCAACGAUGAGAGGGUCAAAGUCUUGCAGGAUUGUCCCUGGAAGGUGACGAAACCGUUCUGGGAUGGCGCUUCACGCAACUUUGCCGGCAUGUGGGCGUCUCGAGGUAGGGACUAUUCCGUGCGGACCGAAGUCAUGGUUGCCAUGGGUUACCACAGCGACCCAGGGCGCACCCACAAGACCAUAUUCAACACAGUGUUUUACAGAUCGGAGUUGAAGGCAUUGGCCCAGGCGAGCCGCGGAGCAUUGGCAGUAUGGCUUGUCUUCAGCAGCCCUGGAAUGAAGGGUGGGGAGAUGGAGUCUGCGACUGCAGUGGCCUUCGAGCGGGCGCGGCUUCUCUCGCCUCUCGGUGAAGCCUUUAAGCAGGAGGCGAUGUGGGAGUACUAUGGUUGCAGCGACAAAAAGACAGAACUCCGCUUCUGUGACUACUUUGGGGUUUUCGAACCUGACUCUCACUCGGCCACUGUCAACUUGGGCGUUAUGUACUCGAAAGGCUUGGGCGUGCGGCAGGACUACGGCAAAGCCGUGGAGCUCUUCCAGAGUUCUGCUGACCUUGGCAACUCCAAAGCCAUGUUCAACUUGGGUCUAAUGUACUUUCACGGCGCUGGUGUCCAGAAGAGGAUCACCAAAGCAGUGGAGCUUUACGAGGAGGCCGCCGGGCUUGGCAACUGCGAGGCCAUGUUCAACUUGGGCUACAUGUACUAUCGCGGCAUUGGCGUCCAGAAGAACCACAGCAAGACGGUCGAGCUGUUACAGAAGGCUGCAGAACUGGAGUACGCAGAUGCCAUGUUCCACCUGGGAAAGAUGUAUCACUUUGGCGAUGGCGUUGAGCAGAACAACAGCAAAGCGGCACAGCUCUACAGCAAGGCCGCGGACCUUGGUAAUGCCGAUGCCUUUGUAAACCUUGGAGAUAUGUAUUACGAUGGUGCAGGCGUCGAACAGAACUACAGCAAAGCGGCACAGCUCUACGGCAAGGCUGCGGAUCUUGGCAAUGCCGAUGCCAUGUUCAACUUUGGAAACAUGUAUCACUUUGGCGAAGGCGUCGAACAUAACGACAGCAAAGCAGCACAGCUCUACAGCAAGGCCGCGGACCUUGGUGACGCUGAUGCCUUUGCAAACCUGGCAAAAAUGUUUUACGUUGGUGCAGGCGUCGAGCAGAACUACAGCAAAGCGGCACAGCUCUACGGCAAGGCUGCGGAUCUUGGCAAUGCCGAUGCCAUGUUCAACCUUGGACGUAUGCAUUACUUGGGUGAAGGCGUCCAGCAGAACUACACCAAGGCGGCUGAGUGGUUGCAGGAGGCAGCGGACUUUGGAAACGCCGAUUCGAUGUUCACGCUGGGCAGCAUGUGUUAUGAUGGCCUCGGGUUCCAGGUGAACCACACCAAAGCAGCCGAGUUUUGCCAGAGGGCGGCAGACAUUGGCCAUGUGCAGGCCAUGCUCACUUUGGGAAGGAUGUAUCACGAAGGUGAUGGGGUGCAGGCAGACUAUGCCAAAUCUGCGGAGCUCUUCCGCAAGGCGGAAGCCCUGCAAAGCCUCGAGUAG
Molecule: messenger RNA, 2775 nt
Organism: Symbiodinium sp. CCMP2592
Lineage: Eukaryota; Dinophyceae; Suessiales; Symbiodiniaceae
Source: the annotation of a GenBank genome assembly